This is a messenger RNA of Spinacia oleracea (spinach), 2373 nucleotides long. Its product is annotated as protein NRT1/ PTR FAMILY 4.3. The transcript has 5 exons. NCBI's taxonomy places the organism in Eukaryota, Viridiplantae, Streptophyta, Magnoliopsida, Caryophyllales, Amaranthaceae. Gene Ontology annotation, molecular function: transmembrane transporter activity. Bases 238 to 2097 code for a protein of 619 amino acids. Gene Ontology annotation, biological process: transmembrane transport. The record is from RefSeq and is a predicted model, not a curated record. Gene Ontology annotation, cellular component: membrane.
GAAGGCCACAAACACUCUGUCCUUCACACAAACCUCUCUCUCCUAACUUUUCAGUGAUUCUCAAACAUUAAGACAAAUUAACACUCAAACCCACACACCUGUUUUCUUCAUGUGCUCUCUCUUUCUUCCCUAACUAACUCCUGUUCAUUACUCUUAAUCACUUAUUUAAACCCUUGAUUUUCAAAUUUGUCUCUCUAAUUAUUAAGUUAAUUACUCCGUAGUUAGCUAGAGAGAAAAAUGGAUGUAGAAAGGGGAAAAGCAAUGCAAAAGAAUAAUACUAAUAAUAAUAAUGGAGAGUCAGAUGAAAUGAGUACAACUACCGUUGAUUGGAGAGGCAGACCUUCCAAUCCCAGUAAACAUGGUGGGAUGCGCGCAGCCGCUUUCGUUCUCGGGGUACAAGGAUUUGAGAUAAUGGCAAUAGCAGCUGUUGGGAACAAUUUGAUAACGUACGUGAUAAAUGAGAUGCACUUCCCUCUUUCAAAGGCAGCCAAUAUAGUUACCAAUUUUAUUGGUACCAUUUUCCUUCUCGCUCUCUUUGGUGGUUACCUAUCCGAUUCUUAUCUUGGAAGCUUUUGGACCAUGCUCAUCUUUGGCUUCGUUGAACUUUCUGGGUUCAUACUGCUAUCAGUACAAGCUCAUGUAGCACAGCUAAAGCCAGCAUUGUGCAACAUGGUAGCACAAGAAAGCAAUGGAAAAGUUUGUGAAGAAGCAAAGGGAAUAGAAGCUUUGAUAUUCUUUAUGGCACUAUACUUGGUUGCACUAGGAAGUGGGUGCGUAAAGCCAAACAUGAUUGCUCAUGGAGGCGAUCAGUUCAACUCAAAGCAAUCUAAGAAACUGUCGACCUACUUCAAUGCCGCCUACUUUGCUUUUUCUGUUGGUGAGCUCGUCGCCUUAACGGUUCUUGUUUGGGUCCAGACUCAUUCCGGUAUGGAUAUCGGAUUUGGUAUCUCCGCAAUUGUUAUGGCUAUGGGCUUAAUAUGCUUGGUUUCUGGCACUCUUGUUUACAAAAACAAAAGACCGCGUGGAAGCAUUUUUACUCCUAUUUCUCAGGUAUUGGUGGCCGCAUUUUUAAAGAGGAACAAAGUUUGUCCAUCAGAUGUGAAGGUGCUUCAUGGGAACUCUAAUUCCAACAACCUUCACUAUACUAGUUACAAUGCAUCUGACAGUUUGAUACAUACCGAAAGAUUCAGGUUUUUGGACAAAGCAUGCAUCAAAGUAGAAGAAGGAUCAAGUUACAAAAGAGAAGGAGGAUGGAGAUUAUGCAGUGUAACUCAAGUAGAACAAGUGAAAAUAUUAAUAUCAGUACUACCAAUCUUUGCUUGCACCAUAGUAUUUAACACAAUAUUAGCUCAACUACAAACCUUUUCAGUCCAACAAGGAAGUCAAAUGAACACAAAAAUAACAAAAUCAUUCAGCAUUCCACCCGCUUCUCUUCAAGCAAUCCCUUACAUUCUCCUCCUUUUCCUUGUCCCUAUCUACGAUAAAUUCUUUGUCCCAUUUGCCCGGAAAUUCACUGGACAUGAUUCUGGUCUCUCCCCUCUCCAACGCAUAGGGACUGGCCUCUUCAUUUCCACCUUUUCCAUGGUCUCAGCUGCCCUUAUGGAGAAACAUAGAAGAGAAACUGCGGUAAACCACCAAAAACUCCUCUCUAUCUUUUACAUAACACCACAGUUCCUCAUCUUUGGUUUAUCAGAGAUGUUAACAGCAGUAGGCCUUAUCGAGUUCUUCUAUAAGCAAUCCUUAAAAGGAAUGCAAUCUUUUCUUACUGCCAUGACUUAUUGCUCUUACUCCUUUGGCUUCUACUUCAGCUCUGUCUUGGUUACCCUUAUAAAUAAGGUCACCUCUUCUUCUAACAAAGGAUGGUUGACUGAUAAUGACCUAAACAAAGACAAGUUGGAUUUCUUCUAUUGGUUUUUGGCUGCUCUUAGCUUCCUCAACUUCCUCAAUUACCUCUUUUGGGCACAUUGCUUUUCUUAUAAUCCUUCUGUUUUGGCCACCUCUCAGCAACAUGUUUCUCCUCACGAUUUCAACUCUUCCCAGAUUAACGAGGACUAUAAUAAUAAUAAUAAUGUUGCUCCCCUUACUUAUAAAUCUUAAUUAACUUAACUAGCUAGAUUAAGUACAUUUUAUAAUGUCAUAAUAUAUUUUCUUACUAAUUAAUUACUAGCUUAUUUUUAUAUACUAUAUGUAUGUAGUUUUAUUACUAGUACGUUUACUAAGAUUGAAGUCAUGUACGGAGUAAUAGGAAUGAUAAAACCAUUGUAACUCCAUUUUAAUUAUCUAUAUUUUUCUAUCUUAAUUUGUAAUGCUGGAAAUAAUUAACAUGCACAUGGUUUACUCUCUUCCCAUUCCAUAUCAUUUUCCUUCUACUAA